This is a messenger RNA of Pomacea canaliculata, 1418 nucleotides long. RefSeq lists its product as uncharacterized. Gene Ontology annotation, biological process: positive regulation of canonical NF-kappaB signal transduction. Lineage: Eukaryota; Metazoa; Mollusca; Gastropoda; Architaenioglossa; Ampullariidae. The transcript is spliced from 3 exons. Bases 20 to 775 code for a protein of 251 amino acids. The record is from RefSeq and is a predicted model, not a curated record.
GUCACUCUGUUGUACAAACAUGGCCACUUACAGAACGAUCAUUCGAAAGCUUACUUUGUUUAUUCUGUUUAAAUUCCCUUUGCUAGAUGCUUUGUCUUUACUUAUGCUUUUUGCAGAACGCGCAUCGAAGGAGAGCGUUCCUCCAGUCAACCCUAAGCUGGUGUAUGUGUACCUGAUAGUUUGUAUUGGAUGUGGAGUGACAAUGUCUGGAAAGUUCAAACUCCAUUUUGCCUGCCUGCUAUACAGUGGACAACUGCUGCUUUUUGCCAUUAAUGUUUACACCAACCCUGCAUGGGAGUACCCACACUGGCAGCGGGUGUUGGUGGCUUGUCGACAAAUUGGAUGCAUGGGCAUAUACAUAAUGCUUGGCAGCAUGAUGAGCAAGAAUAGGUCAGAGUGGUUAUGUCGUAUUGGAGAGGGUUGCUUGGGUCUUUACCUAUUGUCCUAUGUCUAUCUCAUAAACAGCAUCCCAGAGUACAAGAAUGGCUUUCAUGUCCACAUGUUUGGGGGUGAUUAUAUGAGGUUUUUGAUUGCCCUUACAUUAGCAGCUUGUGGCUUAAGCUUCUUUUGUGGCACUUACCUGCGAGACAUGUCUAUCUGCACAGCAAUAACGCUGAUUUUAACAACAGUAUUUGUUGACCUGGACAUAAGCUUCUGGAUGUCACAGGGUGUGCAUCAGUGGAUCCAGAUUCGGCAGGUGAUGAACUGUGCUGGAAUUGUUGUGGGAUUUCUCAUGUUGUGGACCAGUGUAGACAAUCGACUGAAAAUUGAAUAGAAUGCAUAUGCAUUACUUUCAGGGUGUGAUGUGUCUCUUUGUUGGGGACGAGGGGUAAAAGAGAGAUUUUGUGUAUAUGUACAUUAGUGCCCGUGUGCAAAAGCAUCAAUUUAAGCAUUGUCAGUCAUGAUAUAUCUAUGUUGUGUGUUUAUUUGGGGUAGUGCAAAAUUCAGGAUGAUUUUUUUAAAAGAUUUUUAACUAGGUAUUUUAUGGUUAUUUUAUUGAAUAACGUUCUUUAUUUUUAAAAAGACUUUUUUAACAAAAUAUUUUUUUAUUCAAACUGUAGCAUAGUUUUUCGGUGUGGUAUGGCCUUUGUUGCUGACAUGAUGUGUGUUAACCAAUAAAGUUGUGUGCAUAUGUGUGAAAAAGAGAGAGCACAUACAUGCUUAUGCUUUUUUCAUUAUGCUUUUACCACUGUUAAUCAGUGAAGGUAAUAUUCAUUAUAAACCUCAGAUUUUAAAAUUUGUGGAUAUCCUUUGCUUUAACAUUUUUCAGCGUGAUUACAACAUAUAAACACAAUAAAUGAUAGCUAUAGGAUCAAAGUGUCUCCAAACAUAUUAUGACACUUCACAAACAAAAAAGGGCCCUUGGAUGAAAAUAGCAUGAUUGUAUGUUCAUUUUGCUUCAAGAUUUAUCAUUUCAC